AUGGGCAAGAAGCGCGUUCUCAUCUCGUACGGUGUUGAUGUAGAUGCGGUAUGUGGAUGGCUUGGGUCGUAUGGCGGAGAAGACAGCACCAGCGACAUAUCGCGUGGUCUGUUCGCUGGCACGGUUGGUACGCAGCGCCUCUUGAAGAUGUUCAAGAAGUACAACAUCAAGACCACAUGGUUCAUUCCAGGUCAUAGUCUGGAGACAUUCCCGGAAGACAUGGCAGCAGUACGCGAUGCAGGACACGAAAUAGGCCUCCACGGUUACAGUCACGAGAACCCCUCCGAUAUGAGCAUGGAACAGCAACACCACGUGCUAGACAAAACAUAUCGCAUGUUGACUGAAUUUGCUGGCAAGCCUCCCCGAGGAAGCGUUGCGCCAUGGUGGGAAACAAGCCGCGAAGGUGCCGAACUGCUGCUAUCGUACGGCAUUGAGUACGAUCACAGCAUGAGCCACCACGACUGUCAACCUUACUAUCUGAGAACCGGAGAUACCUGGACCAAGAUUGACUAUAAGAAGAAGGCCAAGGACUGGAUGAAGCCACUCGUUGCAGGUCAACAGACUGGCCUAGUCGAAAUCCCAGCAAACUGGUAUCUGGAUGACUUGCCACCGCACAUGUUCAUCAAGGCUUCGAAGAACAGCCAUGGCUUCGUGAAUGCACGAGAUACCGAGGACCUAUGGAGGGACCAUUUCGACUACUUCUACCGCGAAUACGACGAGUUCAUCUUUCCCAUCACAAUCCACCCUGAUGUAUCUGGACGACCACAUCUCCUGCUGAUGCACGAGAGGUUGAUCGAGCACUUCAAGAAGCAUGAAGGCGUUGAGUUUGUGACGAUGGAGGAGAUGGCGGAUGAGUUCAGAAAGAAGAACCCGCCGCCCGAAGGAGCGCUCAUGCCAUCUGAAGCGGGACUCAAGUUGAAGGAGUCCCCGAUUAACUAA
This is a messenger RNA of Alternaria novae-zelandiae, 939 nucleotides long. RefSeq lists its product as uncharacterized. The record is from RefSeq and is a predicted model, not a curated record. The coding region runs from base 1 to 939 and encodes 312 amino acids. Gene Ontology annotation, biological process: carbohydrate metabolic process. Gene Ontology annotation, molecular function: hydrolase activity, acting on carbon-nitrogen (but not peptide) bonds. Lineage: Eukaryota; Fungi; Ascomycota; Dothideomycetes; Pleosporales; Pleosporaceae. The transcript is spliced from 4 exons.